GUCUUUCCUAAUUUUGUUUUUUCUAUUCGCCCGCUUCGAGAACCCUAUUAACCAUCCUCGACGACGACGGCGGCGACGAUGAUCCUCAGGCGCAAGACCAGGGGGCGUGGCGACACCUGCACCUCCGCCGGCAAGGUGACCGCCAGCCUGCUCCUGUCAUUUCUUAUGCUCGCACCAGCGGCAUCCGCCCACGCUCCAGCAGGCAACUCCAGAUCGAGCGAACAGGCCGACCUUCCCUUCAAGCCCGACUUCUUUAACCCGUCGCCAGAACCUCCCGCCCCAGCUGACCAUGUCUUUUCCCUCCGACAUGUCUUCCACCACGGCACGCACAGAUACCCGAACCUGCACAGGCGCCAGGACGUGGUCCACAUACAGGAGCAGGAGAUAUGGCUGGCUGCCGAGGAUGAGCACGUUGCCGAGAGACUUCCCCCCCUAAGGGCAAGGAGCGAUGCGACGAGGAUUCAGCGGCUAGUGGACCGCCGGCCGAGCGUGGUCGACCCGAUGGUGGCGCUGUCGCGGGAGCGAGGCUAUGUCUCGGUCCUGUCCGAGGACGCGUGGACGCUGGACGACAUCCCUGGGCCUGACAUUACGGACAGAGACACCGUCGUCAGCCUGGCCUAUAUGUCGGCCAACGCCUACGUGGAGAAGGAUGCCGACGGCGAGUGGCUCGAGGUCGGCGACCCUUUCAACCGGUCUGCCGACUUUGGCUGGGAAAGCGACGGCCUCCGCGGCCACGUCUUCGCCGAUGCCGACAACUCCACCAUCGUCAUCGGGCUCAAGGGCACGUCCAUGGCUGUCUUCGACGGCGAGGGCACCACCACCAACGACAAGGAGAACGACAACCUCUUUUUCAGCUGCUGCUGCGCCCAGCAGGGCCCCUGGCUCUGGCACCAGGUCUGCAGCUGCGCCACCGGCACUUACUCAUGCAACAACACAUGCGUCGUCCAGGCCCUGCGCCAGGAGAACAGGUACUACAUGGCCGCCCGCGAACUGUACUCCAACGUCACCGAGCUGUACCCGGACUCCAACGUCUGGAUCACCGGUCACUCCCUUGGCGGCGCCGUGAGCAGCAUGCUCGGCUUGACCUACGGCCACCCCGUUGUCACCUUCGAGGCCGUCCCCGAGGCCCUGCCCGUCGCCCGCCUCGGCCUCCCUGUCCCUCCAGGCUCCGACCCCAAUGUCCCCCAGACCCGCGAGAACACGGGCGCCUACCACUUCGGCCACACUGCCGACCCGGUCUACAUCGGCACCUGCAACGGCGCCACUGCCUCGUGCUCCUACGCCGGCUACGCCAUGGAGUCCGCCUGCCACACCGGCCGCGAGUGCGUCUACGAUGUCGUCGCCGACAAGGGCUGGCGCGUUGGGAUCGGCACGCAUAAGAUUCGGUCCGUUAUCAACGACGUCAUCCUCAAGUACGACCUGGUCGCCGAGUGUAGGUUCACCCCCGAAUGCCGCGACUGCGCCAACUGGAAGAUGUACGAGAGCAACGGCACCGAGUCUACCACCACCGCCAGCUCGUCCACCUCCACCAAGACCCGCACGAGAACCGAGACCUGCAAGACCCCUGGCUGGUGGGGCUGCCUGGAUGAGACAGCCACGGGAACGGCUACGGCGACCAGCACCACCUCGACGAGCACAAGCACGAGCACGUCAACCUGUAAAACCCCGGGCUGGUUCGGAUGCAACGACAAGACCACGACAACAGCCACCACAUCAUCGUCCGACUCCUCGCCCACCAGUGCCCUGCCUACGACCAGUACGACUUGCGAGACGCCAGGGCGUUUCUGGGGCUGCUACGAUAAGACCACCACGAGCGGCAGCGCAACGUCGUCCGCACUCACCUCGGAGCCAAGCAUCACUGCGCCGCCUGCGCCGACUGCCGACGGGCACGUCCACGCCCACGUCCGGGUCUGUACAACCGACGCAGUCUCACUGCACGAGCAGGAAUUGGUUUGGUUUCUGUAG
This is a messenger RNA of Cryphonectria parasitica EP155, 1965 nucleotides long. RefSeq lists its product as uncharacterized. Gene Ontology annotation, molecular function: glycerophospholipase activity. Gene Ontology annotation, biological process: multivesicular body membrane disassembly; macroautophagy; neutral lipid catabolic process. Bases 79 to 1965 code for a protein of 628 amino acids. Lineage: Eukaryota; Fungi; Ascomycota; Sordariomycetes; Diaporthales; Cryphonectriaceae. The transcript has 3 exons. The record is from RefSeq and is a predicted model, not a curated record.